AAUAUUAGCAGACGAGACAAAAUUGGGGUUAAUGAGGGUAAUUUUUCCUAUUUAAUAUUACUGUAGUAAUUUUUUUUAUCAUAACCUCCGUUACAUAUUAUGUGCAAAUUUUGAAUUUUUUUUAAGCAAGAUUCAGUUAUAAACUUAUAGUCCAUAACGAUAGUUACCAAAAACAAAAAAAAUCUAUAUUUAAAUAUAGUUAUAAUUAUUCCCCUCAAAAAAUAUAGUUAUAAUUAUAAUUUAGGAAACCUCUACCAAUUGGAUGUUGGUGUAGUGGUGAUUUAAACACACUUGGUAGGGAGGACCCAUGUUCGAUUCCCCCGCAACAACAAUUGGGAGGGGAUUGGAACCUAGCCACCCAAAACUGAUCGUAGGCUCUAUUAUUUUUUUUUUGAAGGGACUGAUCGUAGGCUCUAUUAUUUUUUUUUUUUGAAGGGACUGAUCGUAGGCUCUAUUUGCUCUAUACGAGUUUCUAGAGUUUUUUUUUUUUUUUUUUUUUUUUUUUUUUUUUUUUUUUUUUAGAAAAGCUUCCUAGUAUGGCUUGAGGGCGUGACAUCACAAAGAGAUAAAUUAAAGAAACAAAGAAAAAGGGUAAAUACGUUCAAGUUCAAUUACAAUUGACAAAGAAUUAUAAGUUGACUUGAAAUAAAAUACUGUAAUUCAAAGUGAUUAGGAAUAGGAAACCGACUUUAAUAACCUAUAUAUACUAAUAUACCCCUCCAUUAAACCUAACAAACCUCACUUUUCCUCAAUUUCACAACUCUUUUUCUCAUUCAAGUUCUUUUACUAAACUCGAAGUCUAAUCUUUCUCAGAAUAAUACCCAGAAAUCUCAAUGGCUAAUCCUACUUCUGAUCAUGCUCAACCUUCUUCUUCCAAAAAUGACAAAUACUCUACUGCAAUCCUUGAGCGAAAAAAGGCUCCGAAUCGUUUGAUCGUUGAUGAAGCAAACGUUGAUGAUAACUCAUUGGUUUUUAUUAACCCUGCUGUCAUGGAUAAACUCAACUUGUUUCAAGGAGAUACAGUGUUAAUUAAGGGUAAGGUAAGGAAGAAUACAAUAUGCAUUAUACAGGGAGAUGAAGGGUGUGAAGAAUGCAAGAUUAGGAUGAAUAAAGUUGUGAGGGCUAAUCUUCGUGUUCGCCUUGGAGAUGUUGUUUCUGUCCAUGAGAUUUCAGAUGUAAAAUAUGGUGAAAAAGUUCAUAUUUUACCAGUGGAUGAUACUAUUGACGGUGUAACAGGAAGCCUGUUUGAUGCUUAUUUGAAGCCUUAUUUCAUGGAUGUUUAUCGUCCUGUUAGGAAAGGUGAUCUAUUCUUAGUCAGGGGAGGAAUGCGAAGUGUUGAGUUUAAAGUGGUUGAGACGGUUCCUGCAGAGUACUGUAUUGUUUCCCCUGAUACCGAGAUCUUUUGUGAUGGUGAGCCUGUUAGGCGCGAGGAUGAGGAGAGACUGAAUGAAGUUGGUUAUGAUGAUGUUGGUGGUGUAAGGAAACAAAUGGCUCAGAUUCGCGAGCUUGUUGAACUUCCUCUUAGACAUCCUAAGCUCUUUUCUGCUAUCGGUGUUAAACCACCUAAGGGAAUUUUGCUGUAUGGACCUCCUGGUACUGGUAAAACCCUUAUUGCUAAAGCUGUUGCUAAUGAAACUGGAGCAUUCUUUUUCUUGAUUAAUGGACCGGAGAUCAUGUCAAAGAUGGCUGGUGAGAGUGAGAGCAAUCUGAGGAAGGCAUUUGAAGAAGCUGAGAAGAAUGCACCUGCUAUCAUAUUCAUUGAUGAGAUUGAUUCCAUUGCUCCUAAGAGAGACAAGACUAAUGGUGAAGUUGAAAGGCGCAUUGUUUCUCAACUUCUGACAUUGAUGGAUGGUCUUAAGAGCCGUGCUCAUGUUAUUGUCAUGGGUGCUACUAAUCGUCCUAACAGUAUUGAUCCUGCUCUUAGAAGAUUCGGGAGGUUUGAUCGUGAGAUUGACAUUGGAGUUCCUGAUCAAGUUGGGAGGCUGGAAGUUCUUCGCAUCCAUACUAAGAACAUGAAACUUGCAGAAGAUGUUGAUCUUGAAAAAAUUUCCAAGGAAACCCAUGGCUAUGUUGGUGCAGACCUUGCUGCUCUUUGCACAGAAGGAGCUCUUCAGUGUAUUAGGGAGAAAAUGGAUGUCAUUGACUUAGAAGACGACACAAUUGAUGCUGAGGUACUCAACUCUAUGGCUGUCACAAACGAGCACUUUCAAGCUGCUCUGCAAGCUUCCAACCCAUCAGCCCUGCGUGAAACAGUUGUGGAGGUUCCGAAUGUUUCAUGGGACGAUAUUGGAGGAUUGGAAACUGUCAAAAGAGAGCUUCAAGAGACUGUGCAGUACCCAGUGGAGCACCCGGAAAAGUUUGAGAAGUUUGGAAUGUCACCUUCCAAAGGUGUUCUCUUCUAUGGUCCUCCUGGUUGUGGUAAAACAUUGCUUGCAAAGGCGAUUGCUAAUGAAUGUCAAGCCAAUUUCAUCAGCGUCAAGGGACCAGAGUUGCUGACCAUGUGGUUUGGAGAAAGUGAGGCAAAUGUUAGGGAAAUUUUUGACAAGGCUCGUCAAUCAGCACCUUGUGUUCUAUUCUUUGACGAGCUUGACUCCAUUGCUACACAGCGUGGCAAUUCAUCUGGAGAUGCCGGAGGAGCUGCUGAUAGAGUGUUGAACCAAUUGUUGACUGAGAUGGAUGGGAUGAACGCGAAGAAAACAGUUUUUGUCAUUGGAGCUACAAACAGGCCAGAUAUUAUUGACUCUGCGUUACUUAGACCUGGAAGGCUUGAUCAGUUGAUCUACAUCCCUCUUCCUGAUCAAGAUUCCCGCCUUCAGAUUUUCAAAUCUUGUUUGAGGAAAUCACCGGUUUCCAAGGAUGUUGACCUUGCUGCUCUCGCACAGUAUACACAUGGUUUCAGUGGUGCAGACAUUACCGAAAUCUGCCAACGUGCUUGCAAAUACGCAAUCAGGGAAAAUAUUGAGAAGGACAUUGAGAAGGAAAAGAAGAGAACAGAAAACCUUGACUCGAUGGAAGAAGAUAUAAGUGAAGAGUUGUCCGAGAUCAAGGCAGCACACUUCGAAGAGUCAAUGAAAUAUGCACGCAAAAGUGUUAGUGAUGCUGACAUACGAAAGUAUCACUCCUUCGCUCAAACGUUGCAGCAAUCUCGCGGAAUUGGUUCUGAAUUCCGCUUUGCUGCCAAUCAGAAUUCCGGUAGUACUACCUCUGCUGCUGCCGUAAAUGACGACGAAGAUGAUUUAUAUUCUUAAACGAUAGAUUUUUUAUCAAUAACUAAUGUAAGGUUUUAGACAUGUAAGAGUAGAUUUAAAUUUUUUAUUUGUUGAUAAUCUUAAUUUUGAUUGAUUCAUAUACUACUACACUAGUAUGAAUUUUUAUUUUUGAUUGAUAGUCUUGUAGUCCCAAUUUCGUAAUUCAAUAUAUGCUACUCACUACUCAAUUAUUGUUGGAAGGCCCAUAAUAUCAUUACUUGUACCAUUUUUUUCCUUUUGAGGAAAAUUCAUACUAUAACCUUAGAUUGAAAGUUAGGUUUUGUUUUUUAAAAAAAUUAUUAUAAGGUAGUUAUAAAUUAAAACCAUAGUAUGUGUUUGGGUCCAAUUUAUCUAAUUGGGCCUAGUCAUUAAAUGAUUCAAUAUUCCAAGGUCAAGGUCCAAGCCUCCAAUCAAGCCAAGUCAACUAUGUGUCAAUUGGUCCAAAUUGUCAUGGUCAGCCCAUGAAUCAAUCCGGCCCAAUCAAUCUCCUCCUUCUGUCAUGCCAAGGUAUAAAAGCCUUCAAUUCAUUCAUUUAUGCAACACACACAAAAGCCUCAAACAUUAAAUCUCUUGCAUAGCUUUCUCUCUAAAUACACUGUUUGACUUCGGCACCGGAGGGGUCUUCCUCGGAUCCACCUCCGAGGCCAGUUUACGUGUGUUUUUCCGUGCAGGAAACCUUCGGCCCAGCAUCUAUUGGACCGGACAAAUCUUCAUCCACUUCACUGGACCUUCGGCAAGGUCCCAUUG
Chenopodium quinoa (quinoa) is the source of this 3995-nucleotide messenger RNA. Its product is annotated as cell division control protein 48 homolog E-like. NCBI's taxonomy places the organism in Eukaryota, Viridiplantae, Streptophyta, Magnoliopsida, Caryophyllales, Amaranthaceae. The record is from RefSeq and is a predicted model, not a curated record. Gene Ontology annotation, molecular function: ATP hydrolysis activity; polyubiquitin modification-dependent protein binding; ATP binding. Gene Ontology annotation, biological process: retrograde protein transport, ER to cytosol; mitotic spindle disassembly; autophagosome maturation. Gene Ontology annotation, cellular component: cytosol; nucleus; VCP-NPL4-UFD1 AAA ATPase complex. The transcript is spliced from 9 exons. The coding region runs from base 834 to 3248 and encodes 804 amino acids.